Grosmannia clavigera kw1407 is the source of this 1116-nucleotide messenger RNA. RefSeq names its product deoxyhypusine synthase. Bases 1 to 1116 code for a protein of 371 amino acids. Gene Ontology annotation, biological process: peptidyl-hypusine biosynthetic process. Gene Ontology annotation, molecular function: deoxyhypusine synthase activity. The transcript is spliced from 3 exons. Gene Ontology annotation, cellular component: cytoplasm. Lineage: Eukaryota; Fungi; Ascomycota; Sordariomycetes; Ophiostomatales; Ophiostomataceae. The record is from RefSeq and is a predicted model, not a curated record.
AUGGCGUCUGUUAGUGGACCGGAGGCGACGGCGGCAGCCAACAGCCAUGCCGCGAAGAAUGCCAAGGAGCUGCCACCGGCUCAGGCCACAGAAGCCGUGCUCGUAGUGUCGGAGGAGAUGCCGGCCAACGCCCAAAAGGUCGAGGAGCUGGACUUCAACAAGCUCAAGGGCCGUCCCAUCACGGUCGACGAUCUGUACCAGGGAAUGAAGAACAUGGGCUUCCAGGCGUCGACCAUCGGCGAGGCUAUCCGCAUUAUCAAUGAUAUGAGAGCGUGGCGGGACCCCGAAACAGGCGACGGCACCACCAUCUUCCUCGGCUACACGUCCAACCUGAUCUCGUCCGGCCUGCGGGGUGUCUUGCGCUACCUUGUCGAGCACAAGCACGUGUCCUGCGUCGUGACGACGGCCGGCGGGAUCGAGGAGGAUUUUAUCAAGUGCCUGGGCGACACGUACAUGGGCAGCUUCAGCGCAGAUGGCGCGGACUUGCGACGCCGCGGCCUCAACCGCAUCGGCAACCUGGUGGUGCCCAACGCCAACUACCGCGCGUUUGAGGACUGGAUCGUGCCGAUCCUCGACACGAUGCUGGAGGAGCAGGAGGCGGCGCGGGCAGCCGGCGACACGGAGUUCCACUGGACGCCGUCCAAGGUGAUCCACCGGCUCGGCCGCGAGAUCAAUGACGAGCGCUCGGUGUACUACUGGGCCUACAAGAACGACAUUCCCGUCUUCUGCCCGGCCCUGACGGACGGCAGCCUCGGCGACAUGCUGUACUUCCACACGUUCAAGUCGUCGCCGCAGCAGCUGCGCAUCGACCUCGUCGAGGACAUCCGCCGCAUCAACACGCUCUCGGUGCGGGCCAAGCGUGCCGGCAUGAUCAUCCUCGGCGGCGGCGUCGUCAAGCACCACAUCGCCAACGCCUGCCUGAUGCGAAACGGCGCCGAGUCCGCCGUGUACAUCAACACGGCGCAGGAGUUUGACGGCAGCGACGCUGGCGCUCGUCCGGACGAAGCCGUGUCGUGGGGAAAGAUCAAGAUUGGCGCAGACGCUGUCAAGGUUUACAUGGAGGCCACGGCAUGUUUCCCCCUUAUUGUAGCAAACACGUUUGCAAAGGAGCCUUGA